Messenger RNA from Cotesia glomerata, 2676 nucleotides. RefSeq names its product protein held out wings (gene how). The record is from RefSeq and is a predicted model, not a curated record. Gene Ontology annotation, cellular component: nucleus. Gene Ontology annotation, biological process: regulation of mRNA splicing, via spliceosome. NCBI's taxonomy places the organism in Eukaryota, Metazoa, Arthropoda, Insecta, Hymenoptera, Braconidae. Bases 1010 to 2029 code for a protein of 339 amino acids. The transcript has 8 exons. Gene Ontology annotation, molecular function: mRNA binding.
UGAGUACAGUGUCGUAAGAUAGUGGAGGUGGAUAAAGGUUGAAGAAGUUUCGAUACCAGCACCAACGGCGACAACAACGGCGACGUGGUAGUGUAUCGUAGUGGAGGAGGAAGAUUUAAGUAAAGCUUAUACCAGUAUCAGUGUGUAUUGAAGCAACGCUGGUGUAGUUACUGAGAAAAAAAGGGUCUCGAGACACGGAGAAAUAACGAAGACGACAGGUCGGCACGAUCGAGCACACGCGGAGCGGUGCAGUUGAGACCCGAUACUCCGGUAGUGCGUGUGUGUUCUGUUUUUUUUUUAUUAUAUUUUAUUAUAUAGUAUAUAUUUACUUCUUCUUUAUUAAAAAACGUGAUUAGUUUCAUUAUAAUUCUGUUUGUUAUAACAAUUGUUAUAGGCAAAACUGCAACACGGUGUCACUGGUGGAGAACGUGCCGGUUUAUUUUGUUUAAAAUAAUAUUAUUUAAUAAAAUAUUAUAUUUAUAAAACAACAAAAUAAAUAUAAAAACUAAAAAUCUAAAAAAAGAAGAAAUAUUUGUGAAAAGAAGAAGUAGUUGGAGCAUUUUUUUUUUUUUUUUUUUUUUUUUUUUUUUAAGGAGUAAGAGGCGCAAGCAGGGACUUGUACCCUCCGUCUCUUGUCUCUCUGACACAACGAUUCCGUCCGCGAAUCGCGAAGAAAAAAUACCAGAGAGAAUAAGUUAUAAAAAAACGAGCCAACUGAAAGAAAGAGAGAUAGAUAAAGAUAAAGUUAACGUAUCAAACGAGGAUAGACCACACGCGCGCCGGACGUGUUAUUUGCGCACCAACGACUAUAUAUCCAAGAGACUAUAUACGUAAUACAAAUCGUCGGUUAGUAUUAAACAUAUAUAUGUAUACGCAUAUAUACAAGUGACAAUACACGGUGGAGUUUUAAUUGAAGUAAUACGUUUUUUUUUAUCCGUGGUUUAAUUUCUCUGAAAAGAGAAAUUUUUUUUUCAAUAUCGUGAUUUUGACGUUAAAAUUACCAGCAAAUAUGUGUGAUACUACCAAUCCGACGACUCAGAGUAUUGCGGACUACCUGUCACAAUUAUUGAAAGACAGGAAACAACUCGCGGCGUUUCCAAAUGUCUUUAUACAUGUCGAACGGCUCCUGGAUGAAGAAAUUGCAAAAGUACGAGCAAGUUUAUUUCAAAUAAGUGGUGUCAAGAAAGAGCCACUGACAUUACCAGAGCCAGAAGGCGAAAUUAUAACACUUACAGAAAAAGUUUAUGUACCAGUAAAAGAGCAUCCAGAUUUCAAUUUCGUUGGAAGGAUUCUGGGCCCACGUGGUAUGACAGCCAAACAGCUGGAGCAGGAGACAGGAUGUAAAAUAAUGGUCAGAGGAAAAGGUUCCAUGAGGGAUAAGAAAAAGGAGGAGCAAAAUCGAGGCAAGCCAAACUGGGAACACUUGACGGAUGAGCUGCACGUGUUGCUGACGGUCGAGGACACUGAAAAUCGUGCGACACUUAAACUUGCCCGUGCUGUUGAGGAAGUUAAAAAGCUUCUAGUGCCCGUGCAGGCCGAAGGGGAAGACGAGUUAAAGAAGAGACAACUGAUGGAGCUUGCAAUAAUAAACGGGACUUACCGAGACUCAAACACAAAAGUAGCAGCAGCAGCAGCAUUUGACAUUGCAGCGUGCGACGAAGAGUGGAGACGUGUUGCAGCAGCAGCUGCUGAAACUCAGCGUCUUCUUCCUGGUUUAGGAUCCCAAAUGAGAUCGCCAAACGCACCACUAGGUGCUCCGUUAAUAUUAUCACCGAGAAUAUCCGUCCCAACAACAGCAGCAUCACUGUUAAAUGGUUCCGGCCCGCCAGGAUCAAUAUUAUCUGCCGGUGAUCCACAUGGUCUAAUUUACACACCUUACGCUGAUUACGCCAACUACGCGGCAUUAGCAGCAUCACCUCUUCUCACCGAGUACGCUGACCAUUCUGGUGCAGCAGCCGCUGCAAAGCAGCGUAGGCACCUUGGUCAAAUUCGCGAGCACCCUUAUCAAAGGGCAGGCGCUCUCUCGUGAAUACUGAGCACAGAGUCGCGCCUACCGCGGGAAAGGCUUGGAGUGCUAACAAUGGAAUCCACUCGCCCCGUGCUAACACCUGGACUCUGGACACAGCAUCCGCGUAAAGGUUCGCCACCCAGCUGAGAGUAUUCGCCGUCCACGCGUCACCAGCCCUCUUCGUCAAGCUUAUCCAUCCUGUCUCCUAAAAUAAUAUAAAGAAAAUUAUUACUUUUUACUCUGAUCUAGAUCAGUAUAUUUUUUAUUUAAAUUCAACGCAUUAAUGUCACCUCGGUCUCAAUUAUUAAUUAUUAAUUAAUUAAUUAUUAAUUACAUAUAAAAUCCUGUUAGUAGAGAGACGUACUUGGAGUACUUAUGUAUUAAUUAUUAUUGUUAUUUAAUGACAUGGCAGCAAGCUGAUUUGAUUAUUUAUUAUAAACUAAAAUUAACAACCGCAUCAAUACAAGAUAUGAAGUUUUAAUCAUCCGACGUAAUCUCGUACCGAUCAACCCUUGUGGAUAAGCUACACUUCAACUGGGACUUGGCGUCUACGAUAAUAACUUUAUAUUUUAUUUUUUUUCUUUAUAUAUUUACACGUUAAUUUAAUUUUAUAUUAUAUAUUACAUAUUAUAUAUAAAUUUAUUAAUUAAUUAAUUAAAUAAAUAUAU